AUGCAGCGUGAAAUAGACGGACUUCGAAGAGCACUACAACUCACAGAGAACGCAGAAGAACUCGGAAAUAUGCCCCCUGGUCCUCCAGCACGUUCAUGUCUCUACCAUCCCACGUCCAUCGCCUCUGCAGUGGUACCGCAAUCUGACGCCCGGCUCACUCCUUUCUUUUCAUCGCUUAACGAUCCAUCCGCAAUGACCACAAUUCCAGAGCCUGACGCACGCCAGGAUCUCACUUCAGCCGCUCCAUACAAUCCGGCUGGACACCCACCUGCAUUUCAAUAUUCCUACCAUCCUUCGCCUGUUGCUAUCGCUUCAUUAGUAGAACCUGGCGCUCGCAUCCCAGCUUUCCCUUCGCCUCUUGAUGGUCUCGAAAUUGAGCCUCAAAAGCUGGAGGAUUGCUAUUCCUUGUACUUCAGCCAUUAUCACUCAAUGAUACCAAUCCUGGACCCACAGCAAAGCUGCCGCGAAUGCUUCCAAUACUCCCCAUUGCUAUUCUGGACCGUCAUAGUGACUGGCUCAAGAAGAUACAGUCUUGAUCCCACAUUGCUGGAAGUGCUAGUCCCCAAAGUCUCCAACUUGGCAGCACUGGCAACAACAAGGGUUUCCGAAUAUAUUCCAACUAUUACUGCCCUACUCCUGCUCUGUGUUUGGCCUUUACCUAUGGAGAAUGCAUCGGAUGACCCUUCGCCUAUUUAUGCAGGGGUCAUAACGCAGCUCUCCCAACAGAAUGGUCUACACAUGCUCAGUAGAAGACAAGACUUCUCACCCAAUCAUUUGAUCAGAGAUACCAACAGCGAUAUCUUUCUCGCCACUUUGUGGGCAUGGUGCAAGCUGAUCUGCAGCACUGUCAAUACGCAUUGCGGCCUGCAUCAUCACGUUUUUGAAGACGCCUUCGACCUGGACCAACAGAGUAACGAUGUUCUUGAUUCUCUAAGCAGACCAGUCUUUUGGAUGCUUCAGUUUGCUAACAUGAUGUCCAAUGCUAAUCACACUCUAAUGAAAGGCGGAUAUGGAGAACAAGACGUUGAGAGGCCUUACCAGCUUCUGGCUAUGAUCAAAUUUUACGACGACGAGAUUUUAAAGCUCAAGCGGCAGACACAAGGGCAACUUGCCGAGAUUUAUUUCACCUCUGCGAGAUUGCACACCGGAGCCUAUUAUUUCUUUAUCUUGAAGCAAUUGCCCUCAAAUCUUUCACAUCUGGUCGAGGUACACCAUGUGGCUUGUGCCUUUAUUGACAAUAUCACGUCUCGAGAUCAGAAGGACGAUUACGCUCUCUAUCUUUCCGAACAAUUCUACAGGACUCUCACCCUCGCUGCGAUGGUGAUACUGCGAAUAUGCCGUAGUACGGAACUGAGCUCGGCAAUCGACUAUACCCUUGGCGAACAGUCUUACUUCGCGGCGAUUCGCAUACUCAAGAAGAGAGCCCUGAAGAACAAUGAUCUCAACGCUCGAAUGGCGGCAACUUUGUCCCAGCUAUGGCGAAGUAAACGCAUUUUUACGCGACAUGAUGGGUCGAUGGACAGCCUCAAGGUUCGAAUCCGGACGAGAGGGGCAAUGGGAGUGGUAUACGACUGUCUCUGGUAUUGGCGGCAAGAAUUUUUAGGACAGUCAAACCCAUACUCGGAAGAAAACAGUAGCAAUCACGCUCAAAGCCAGAGACCUUUGGUUUCUAACACACAGGCUGUCUCUUCUGCUCACCAGGCUACCACUCAACUAUCCGACUUCGACACCGGCGGCGGCACACAUCUAGGUGUCGACGAUGAUGCGUUUUUCUCCGAGUGGAACUGGUCUACUAACGCAUUUUUGUCCACUGAACUAUCUCACGACUUCGGAGAGUCUGCCGUGUCGAUAUAG
This is a messenger RNA of Fonsecaea nubica, 1854 nucleotides long. RefSeq lists its product as hypothetical. Gene Ontology annotation, cellular component: nucleus. The transcript has 5 exons. Gene Ontology annotation, molecular function: transcription cis-regulatory region binding; DNA-binding transcription factor activity, RNA polymerase II-specific. NCBI's taxonomy places the organism in Eukaryota, Fungi, Ascomycota, Eurotiomycetes, Chaetothyriales, Herpotrichiellaceae. Gene Ontology annotation, biological process: regulation of DNA-templated transcription. The record is from RefSeq and is a predicted model, not a curated record. Bases 1 to 1854 code for a protein of 617 amino acids.